Theobroma umbraticum is the source of this 570-nucleotide messenger RNA. RefSeq lists its product as uncharacterized. NCBI's taxonomy places the organism in Eukaryota, Viridiplantae, Streptophyta, Magnoliopsida, Malvales, Malvaceae. The record is from RefSeq and is a predicted model, not a curated record.
CAAAGAGAAAUAAAAUAAAGUUUUGGGGAGAAGUGGGAAAUCGCGAAAAUACAAGCAUUCACUGCUUAAAAAUUGACUAAAGUUAGGGUUAGGGUUUAAGCAAGGAAGAGGAAGGAGAAUCAAGUCCGAGGCGGUGCCAACAGGAGAAGAUGUCGAAGAAGAAUAAUUUAGCUCGUAGAAAGAAGCAGCACGAGUUCGAUCUCCAAAGAGAGAAGGCAGAGAAAGAAAAGCAGGGUAAGAAGCUUCAAGCAAAGAAGAAUAAGAUGAAGGUUGAUGGGAGUGAGAAUAAAAAGAAGAAAGGUGGAAGUGGGUUUCAAGUAGGGAAGAGAAAAUUGAAGACCAAGCUGACAGAAGUGGCUAAAGCUAAAGCAGCUCAAGCUAUGGAGCUUGACAAAUGAACGUUCAUGUAAUAAAAUUUUGAGCGCUUCACGGUUUUUGUAAUUUUAAUGGGAAUAUAUUUUUUUUUAUUUCCGUUAAAUUUUGCUUAGUGAGAUUAAAGUAUAUGUUAGCUUGAGAAUUUUUUGAUAGUGUGACAGCAUAAUUUUUAAUGAAUCUGUUUUGGCUGACCAA